UGUUGCAGGGCAUCUUCUCUUGUUUGGGACGCGCUUAACCUGGAUUUAUCUCCCGGUGGUUUGAUACAGCUCGCAUAGGCUUCUGAACGACCAUUUUAUCAUGCAAGUCUUUACUUGAUCGGACCAUAUUCUUUUCCUCUUUGUUAAUUUUUGUGGAACUUUUUGUGUUGUUGUUUUUUUGGUGAAAGAGAUUUUUUGUUCAUGCCAAGCACGACUUCAGCAACGAUGAACAGGAACGGAAUCGUGACAAAAAUCCACUCGAGGAUAAGAGCUGACCCGUUCGCAGCCAAUUACGAGUUGGUCGGUAAAGAGCUGGGCAGGGGAAAGUUUGCGGUGGUGAAGAAGUGCAUUGAGAAGGCAACAGGGAAGCAGUAUGCUGCCAAGUUCCUGAGAAAGCGACGGAAGGGCGAGGACUGCCGCAUGGACAUCUUGAACGAGAUCGCUGUGCUGGAGUCAGCAAAGGCAAACCCCUAUGUUGUGGCACUGCACGAGGUUUAUGAGACCAGCGCCGAAAUCAUCCUCGUUCUGGAAUGCGCCGACGGUGGUGAAAUCUUCAACCAAUGUGUUGCCGACAAUGACGAAGCCUUCACAGAGAAAGAUGUGGUCCGACUGGCCAAGCAGAUCCUGACUGGAGUGGCCUUCCUGCAUCGAAACAAUGUGGUGCAUCUGGAUUUGAAACCCCAGAACGUCUUGCUGACCAGUGCCACACCUCUGGGGGACAUUCGCAUUGUGGACUUUGGCUUGUCCAGACGCAUGGACAGUAUCACAGAAAUCAGAGAGAUCCUCGGUACCCCAGAGUAUGUUGCACCAGAGAUCCUGAACUACGAACCCAUCAGCACUGCAACAGAUAUGUGGAGUAUUGGGGUCCUGACCUACGUCAUGUUGACUGGUGAAUCUCCCUUUCUGGGUGACAACAAGCAGGAGACAUUCCUCAACAUCUCCCAAGUCAACAUCGACUACUCGCAAGACACGUUUGAGGGGAUCUCCUCCCUGGCCAUUGACUUCAUCAAGUCCUUGUUGGUUAAAAACCCCAGGAAGAGAGCCACAGCAGAAGAAUGCCUCAGCCAUGCCUGGCUGAACCCACUACCCCAUCCCCUUUCCCAUCCGCACCUCAACACAGCGUCAUCUUUGGAUGAGCCAGAGAUGAGCCAGUCGGAGUCAGAGCCUGAGAGCCCGGCUCCCUCCCCUGAGCUGGGCUUGAUCGGGUACCUCAUAUGCCCGGGCCAGGGUGAACUGAAAACAGGCCGUAAUGCCUUCACCUUCAGUGAAUCCCCCUUCCCCACGCGACCUGAGAUACAACAGGAGCUGAUCUGCUGAACCACGUUUGACAGGUGGAGAGAGCCUGAAGAAACCUUAACUCCACGAAGCAGACGCUGAAAGCCAGUGAGCCUGCAGCUUCUCGGUCUUGAUCUGACUCAGGGCCAUGCUAUAUGGAUGCUGUACGCCUGCUGCUGGCUGCUUCUACUGCUGUGAUGUCUGUGAGCUGGGGUGUGUGUAGUUUCACACCUGUGUGUACGUGUUUGUGUGCGUGUUGGAAAAAUGCAUGCUACUCCGUGCUGAUUUCAUAUGAUGACAGGAGGAAUGAAGAUGCAGGAGAAAGACGUGGGAGAAGACACAGCACUCAACUGCAAGUGUUUUGUCGCAAGACUGCACUGCUGCCUUAAAAGUGACUGACAUGAACUGGACUCGGCUUCACGCUGUGGCUAGUUCACUCCUGCACGCACACUGGUUUCUCUUUUUACCCAAUUAGCCUUUUGAACUGGGUUUCAGAGGAGACGCAGUCUCUCACUUCCUUGGGAAAUGACUUCACUCACUGUGUGCUCUCAUCAAAACAAGUUAUGCUUCAGCUGACCCAGACAUACCUUAUGAGAUGAGUUUUCUUGAAGGAAGUAAAGGGUUUUGACAGAUGGUUGUAUUAAACAAAGGAAUUAGAAAAAAGACAAGCACCUACGCCGAAGCCAGACAUUAACUGUUCCACUGUUUUAUAUGUGUAUGUGUUUGCGUUAUACCACUUCAGCCCCUUAAAUACACAAAGCCACACAAUGCCUGAGUUUAAGAUGGAAAUAGUAGCAUUCUUUAUUUUUAAAUGACAAUCUUGAGCACUUUUUAUUUUGUUAUUGGACUUUCAUGUAAUGGUAAGAAACCAAAGGCUCAUCAAGCACACUCACCUGUCACAUAUUGUGCAGUGCUUAUUAACAGUUUCCACUUAUAGUUGUCACAUCUUUUUUUUUUUUUUUCACAAAGUGCCACUUCGUCAACCUCACUUCACUUCUGUGUUAAUGUUGCAGUCAAACUUUUAUUUUUACUGUUAAUUUGUUGGCUAUUGCACAAGUUGCACACUUCUUUUUUUUGGGUUGUGCUUAACUGCGAAGUUGCCACCAGAUUUCAUGCUCUUCAAAUAUUGUGAGAACAGUCUUGGAAAGAGAGAAUGGCAGGGGGGAAAAGCAACAGUCUGGCUUUGUUAUUAGUGCAACAGAUGAUGAUCAAUGACCUGGUUAACUGAAGGGCCCAGAGUUGUAUAGAUAUGUGAUAUUUGCCUUCAGAUGCUCGGGAGAAUUUCUCAAAAGUACUGAAAUGUGUAUUGUGAGUUAGUAUUAAGAUUAUGAGAUUGUCAAAAUAAUUGAUGUUUUUUUGAGGGGGGUUUGUUUUUUUGUUUUUUUUACCAAUGUAUGAAUGUUAACAUUGUAUCAUUAUUUUGUACAUUAACUUCUACUUAUUCCUUUUUUUUUCUGCUCAUGAAUUUCAGGCAGGUUUGCACUUGUCCUUGAGGACGUUAUGUUAAAAUGAAUAAAUGUUGAUGGCAUGCAUUGCAAAAUGUAAGAGAAGAAAAAAAUACAUGUACGUUUUCUAUCAAACUUU
Scomber scombrus (Atlantic mackerel) is the source of this 2859-nucleotide messenger RNA. It is a transcript of the gene stk17al, whose product is annotated as serine/threonine kinase 17a like. Gene Ontology annotation, biological process: protein phosphorylation; intracellular signal transduction; positive regulation of apoptotic process. Gene Ontology annotation, molecular function: ATP binding; protein serine/threonine kinase activity. The transcript is spliced from 7 exons. Gene Ontology annotation, cellular component: nucleus. Bases 202 to 1317 code for a protein of 371 amino acids. Lineage: Eukaryota; Metazoa; Chordata; Actinopteri; Scombriformes; Scombridae. The record is from RefSeq and is a predicted model, not a curated record.